AUGUCCGCUUCCGAGUCCAACCGAGAGAUUGUUACAUACGAGGUCGAUCCCUCGAAGAAUCCGGCGGCCUGGGGGCCCGGACCUGUACCCAAAGGCAUGGUCAUUUACAAAGUCGACGUCAUCUUUAUCAACAUCAACGCGGGAUCCGACUUUACCAUAAUGAGGACCGGCACGAACGAGUCGGUCCACACUGCCAUCACGCAGGUGACCAAGCAUAUUGCGCGGGGAUUUUAUCGCGUGGUCAGCCUGCAGGCCAGCGAAUACUCCUGUGUGGUGGUUGUGUCGACGCAGAAGUCGCAGGAGGAUCUUGAGCGGAAGGGCUUCCCUUGGGAUGUUGAGGGUGCAUAUGAUGAUGAGCCUGUCGUUCUCAAAUAG
Molecule: messenger RNA, 375 nt
Organism: Cryphonectria parasitica EP155
Lineage: Eukaryota; Fungi; Ascomycota; Sordariomycetes; Diaporthales; Cryphonectriaceae
Exons: 1
Coding region: 1-375 (124 amino acids)
Source: RefSeq, a predicted model, not a curated record